Didymosphaeria variabile is the source of this 1782-nucleotide messenger RNA. RefSeq lists its product as uncharacterized. The transcript has 5 exons. Gene Ontology annotation, cellular component: membrane. Lineage: Eukaryota; Fungi; Ascomycota; Dothideomycetes; Pleosporales; Didymosphaeriaceae. The record is from RefSeq and is a predicted model, not a curated record. Gene Ontology annotation, molecular function: transmembrane transporter activity. Gene Ontology annotation, biological process: transmembrane transport. The coding region runs from base 1 to 1782 and encodes 593 amino acids.
AUGGUCAACGACAAGAGCACUGCACAACAUGUUGACACUAUCGAGUCGGUGAACAACGCUGAUCACAAUGUACCGUUGAAGCAUGUCAACAGCGCGAACGAGGAAAUCGUUCAACAUCUCCAGACGACUGGAGAAGAGGUUGGAAUGACAUGGAGAACGUUCAUGGCUGCGGCGUCAAUGGCUAUGUGCUACAACGCCUAUCUCUUCACGCUUUUGAUUCCACCUGCAAUCCUUACCUUUAUCAAUGCUGAUCUCGGCCCGGAUCCGCGGUAUACUUGGAUCACGAUUUCUUGGAACCUCGGAGGAGCAAUGUUCGUCACGAUCGGUGGGCGUCUUUCGGAUAUCUUCGGGCGCAGAUACUUUUUCCUCGCCGGUGCUGUUCUCUUGAUUAUCGGUAGUAUAGUAUCUGCCACGGGACAGAGCAUCAAUCAGAUGAUUGCCGGUGGGGCGAUCUUUGGAGCGGGUUCGGGUUUCCUCGAGAUGAGCUUUGGUGCUGUGCAGGAAAUCGUCCCCAGCAAGUACCGUCACGUCACCAUUGGCGUGUUUGAUGCAUCCUCCAUCAUCGCUCAGAUGAUGCCUCUCAUCAGCUGGGUAAUCAUCAAAGAGACGAAGAACUGGCGCAUCUGCUACUACAUAAUGAUUGCCUUCCAAACCAUCAAUCUGGCAAUGCUCUUCUUUUUCUAUCACCCACCGUCUUUCAAAGUCAAACAAGCCCAACAUGGAAAAUCCAAGCGCCAGCUGCUCCGGGAAUUUGACUGGAUCGGCCUCUUUCUCUUCAUUGCAGGCUGUACGCUCUUCAUCGUAGGUAUCAGCUGGGGCGGAACUCUUCACCCAUGGGUCAGUGGGGCGACUCUUGCACCCAUCAUCAUUGGUCUCCUGACGUUGGUUGUACUGGUUGUCUACGAAAACUUCACGACGUUGAAAGAGCCGCUUUUCCCUCCACGCCUGUUCAGGGCGAAGCGUCACUUCACCACUCCUAUGCUGGUAAUGGCUAUCGGAGGGAUGCAAUACUACUCCAACGCCACUCUCUGGCCUCGCCUGUCACAGCUUCUCUAUGCCGGCGACGAAAUUUCCAAAGGCCUGUUCGCCUCCGUCCUCCCCCUCGGUACAAUCAUUGGCGGUAUCAUAGUCAGCUUUAGCAAGUACAUUGGCCACCAACGCUGGCAAGUCAUGUUCGCCGUCGCACUCCAAACCGCCUGCGUGGGCGCCAUGUCGACCGCCACCAUCGGCAAUUCCGUCCAAUCCAUCAUUCUCACUUGCAUCAUCUCGGUAACGACAAGCGUCAACAUCCUCAACGGCAUGGUCCUCGUCGGUUUCGGCAUCGUCUACCAAGAAGACAUCGGCACCGCCGCCGGUCUCGCAGGGACUUCGCGCCUCCUCGCCGGCGCCAUCGCAACAGCCAUCUUCUCCAACGUCACAAACAACAAAUACGCCACCUCCCUCCCCUCCGCCGUCCUUGCCAACGUGUCCUCCUUCAACCUGCCCAGCGCAACACUCGCGAAGCUCAUCGCUGCAGCCAAGGCCAACACUGCCGCCGCAUAUGCGGCUGUCCCGGGCAUCACACCUACGAUCCGGGCUGCCGCUAGCCUGGGAAACAAGCAGGCGUAUUUACAAGGAGCGCAUUUGAGUUACCAGGUCGCGCUGGCGUUUGGGCUGCUCGGUGUGAUUUGCGCAUUCUUCAUUCCGAGUAUUGAUCAGAGGAAGUACACAGAUCGGACGGUGGCGGUGCAGCAGAGGGAUAGGAAGGAAUUGGAGGAGAAGAAAAUGGCGGGUGGGGCUUGA